AUGGCUUCCCCGCUGUACCCCACCCACGUUCCGCUCUCGACCUUGCAGAAGGCCGCGGUGGCGCUGCUGUCGGGUGUCGGAGCCCUUGUGAGGCCUGCGCGGGCAGAUCUUGUGGCAGCUUUUGGGGAGACAACAGGCUUUGGCACUCUCCAUAGCAUGAGGGACAGAAUGAGGCAGGACCCAACCGGGCGAACCAUCCUCGACCAAAGGCCACGAAUAACGAACGAGUCAGUCGCACCUUGCUGGGAUAUGCCCGACGGCUCCUUUGGGAGGGCCUAUGCAGAUUUCAUGGAUUUGAGAGGCUUCCAAGCAGACGAGCGGCCGCCAGUACGGUUUGUGGAUGACGAAGAGCUUGCUUAUGUGGCGGCAAGGUACAGGGAAGUCCAUGAUUUCUGGCACGUCUUGUUCGGGUGUCCCACGACUGUGAGUGGAGAACUAGCAUUGAAAGCACUGGAAUUUGUGCAGACAGGAUUGCCGAUGACUGCACUGGCAGUUGCGGGGGCACAGUGGAAACUCCCAAAAGACAUCAGAGACCAGCUCAUGUUCCAGCACAUUCCUUGGGCAGUGAGGGCUGGUUUGAGAUCACGUGACCUUAUGUGCAUCCACUAUGAGAGACACUAUGGGGAGCAACUACAGGACUUGAGGAAACACUUGCGGAUCAUUCGUGCACCGUCUGCUGUGAGGAGAUAG
This is a messenger RNA of Ostreobium quekettii, 690 nucleotides long. The record is from the annotation of a GenBank genome assembly. Lineage: Eukaryota; Viridiplantae; Chlorophyta; Ulvophyceae; Bryopsidales; Ostreobiaceae.